Messenger RNA from Uncinocarpus reesii 1704, 3132 nucleotides. RefSeq lists its product as uncharacterized. The transcript is spliced from 5 exons. Bases 1 to 3132 code for a protein of 1043 amino acids. NCBI's taxonomy places the organism in Eukaryota, Fungi, Ascomycota, Eurotiomycetes, Onygenales, Onygenaceae. The record is from RefSeq and is a predicted model, not a curated record.
AUGCGUAUCCAUUUGUUUAUCCAGCGUCACGAGCUCCCCGCCACGCGUAUCCUAUGGACUAUCCCGACUCGCAUGCCCGCUGGGGGAUAUACAAUCGCGCAGCUUCUUGCAGAUGUGGAUGAGAUCGUUCCGCUCGAGUCCCAGCCGAGCAAUUCAGAGGACGGGAAAGGCGAAGAGUACUGGGGCCUGGAAGAUUACGUUGUCGAACUGAUGGGUUCAGAAUGUCUACAUUUUAUGGAAGUUGAAAACCUGCUGAGAGACGGAGACGAACUUGUGAUUCGGCCAUUGCAUUAUGAGGAACUGGAGAUACGCCAGAUCACAGGGCGUCAUCAAAUUUCAACGAACGGCACACAUUUAAUCGAUGGAGUUCCCUUUGGGAAACGAUACCUGAAAAGAUCCACGUCUUCUCGCCCGUCCAUCGCAAUACCCCCUCGAAAUAAAAGGAGACGUAUAGACGAGACACCCUGGAGGAGUGAUAGGUCUGCUAGAGGCGGGCUGCCAGUGACUAAUUCUCCUCCUAGGUCUGAAGGGGAGGAGGUUCUUAUUGAUAAGGACGUUGGUACUGGGCCGGUUGUAUUACAGCAGGGAGAAGCUGUCGGCGACCAAAAGUCACAAGAGACGGUAGAAGUGCAUGGCGGUAAAUGCGACGCACAGAAAGGUGAACUAUGCUCGUCUCCGCAGACUGUUACCACAAUCAUGAAGGUCGCCGAAGAAUCUGGCGACCAUGCUUCAGCUAUAAACAGAGGGCUAAACCGUGCUUCAUUGAAUCAACAUGAUCACGACAAUAACCCUGUGGAGGAAGCACAACGAUCUAUACUCUCAUCAUCGAGCUCAGAAUCUUCGGUAAGCGAAAGUGAGAUUAGCAAUUCCGCGGAAGAUUCAAGCGAAGAGGAAAUUUCCAGCUCUGAAAGCUCGUCGUCAAUAUCGUCGACUUCCAUAACCAGUGAUGAUGAUUCCGAGGGGAUGGGUUCUCGCAGGACAAAACACAGCAACCUACGGACAAAAUUGAGAAGAAGGCUUGCAAAAAUGAAGGAAAGUGGUGUGCUUCCUCAAAACGCGAAUUUUGACGAUUUGCGUGCCUGGGACCGAAACGGCAUGAAAGCCCUUAAAACUCCUAUGGAAACGGUGGGAAUCGAACUAUCCGAGUUAGAAAAACGACGAAUACAACUACUCCAGGAUAUAGAAAGAGGUGGCAUAGACGUGACUCCUGUUCGCCAUGAUGAUCAAGCCUCUCAAGGCAAACCCUCCACGGACACGGCAGCAGACACUAUAGAAGAAGAAGUGCCUCAGAAAAGGAUGAAACUAGAUAUGGCUAGUACUAGGCGGCUUGUUCUGGGGUCUCUUGGGUUACGAGCCCGGAACAUCGAAAAGGCUAAGGUCGAGGGGAAAUUGAAGGCAUCUGAACCCGAGGAGCACGCUAAGGAACCUACAGAAUCAGCAACAAAGACCCAAGCUCUUAUGCCUGUAGAGAACUGGCAGGACUUCAUUAAUCUCAAAGCCACCGAGUGCAUUUAUCAAGACGUCACGAUCCCGCCCCCACCCUUCCCAUUUGUACAACGAUGGGAUGCUGAAAGCCAAAAACAGAUUAGAGAACAGCGGAAUCUUCAUAAUCCACGGGGCAGAAAGCGAAAAAGAAAAUCUCGUGCUUACGAAGACGAAGAAAUCGAAGAUCAUAGUAGAUACAACUAUUCGAAUGUCGACAUCACGCUGAAUUAUUCUGACAACGAUGAGAGCAGCGAAAAGGUUAUUUCGCCCAUUGAGAAAGUAUCUGCUGAAUAUCAGGACGAGUUACAAGGGAAUUAUGUGCAAUCUGCGCAAUCUCAAGAAAACAUUGUGAAGUCGACGCCUGCCGAGACGGAAGAAGAUCUCCCAAUAGUGGAGGAUGUUUCCUCCCUUCCUGGGGCCACCGAAAAUGAUUUGAAACCUGGAGCUAUAAUAGUCUUCAAGCAACUGGAAGUUUCGAAGUCAACUGGGUGGCAGCCGGUGGUCUCCUGUUAUCGGACAGCGAUUAUCGAAGAGGUUUUAGACAACUCGACCAUGCAGCUUCGGCUCGCUAAACGCGAUCGAAAAGAGCGGCCGCAAAGUCAGGACUCAGGGCCACGCAGUCCGGAUCGUAUCCCUGAAUCUGUUCUACAAGAGCCUGACGAAGCGGAAAUAUUCCAGGUUUCUUCCCAGACGCGACGAGAGAUUUCACAAUUGAUAGAUGACGCCGGGUUUAGGUCUGGUAUUGACUCCGAUUUGAACAUUCCAGAAGAGGCCUUUCCGGCCGCGAGUGUGGCGCAAGUGAUGGAGGAGGAAUCAGAUGAUGACGAUGAUGAUGCCCCUAUACAAUCGCCCGCUUUCAGCGGGUUCGAAAAAAGCCCAGCUGCUGAACCAUGCCAGCAAACCAGCCGAGAUAUCCCCACAGAUACUGGUGAAACCGAAAUUCAUGCAGAAAUCAAAGGGCUCUCCUCUGUGCAAACAAGCUUCACGGGUAACUCCGCUCAGCAGGUGAAUUCAGCCUUGACCUUGCCGUCCAUGCCAUCCGAUGAUGGUCUCCAUUAUAUAACUGAUCUCGAUACCACGGUGGUAGGAGCGGCGGUAGGGGAUGCAAGUCAAUUCUCCGGCCACAAAUCGCGAACGCACACUCCUGACACACAAUUGCAACAGCUCAAGGAACCCGAGGCCGCGAGUCAAGCAGAAUCGCUUCUCUCCACCGUGCCUCCGACUAUCCAGGAAAAUGAGAACGACACGCACCAUGAUCGCCCUGACUCAUCCAGUUCAAUGGUGACCAAUCCAUUCUAUGAAAUUGACCGUGUCCUCUUUCAAGAGACCAGCGAUGCAUUAAGCCUUGAGAAAAUGAUUUCGUCCACAGCGCCAGCCCGUACCACCGAAUUGCCCACGCCCAAGAAACGUGCCGAAUCCAAACGACGGGCCAUGUCGACUCCAAGACAACGGUUUCCUGAGCCAAAAUUCGUUUACAAGGACGAUGAUAAGGAUGGAGACUAUGUCCCAGGUCUUUCGUCGCCCCCCAAAGUGAAGAAACGAUCAAAAUCUACCCAGCAGAUGAAAGGCGAGCCAAUGGGUUCACAACCUCGGAAUCGCGAAUUUCAGAUACCUGAGGGCUCUCAAGUCAUUGACCUCUGUGAUUAA